AUGCGACCCAGCUACUACAGGCUUCAAAGAGGCGCUAGUAAUGUCAGGCUCUACAGAAACCUCCUCGCCGACGCCAAGACUGUGACGGUUGUCCUUAGCCGUCUCCUGGAUCAACGAGAAGUGAACGAGAGCGCAGUGGUGAAUGUAUACCUGCAGAAUGUCGACCAGACUGACGGAAGUACGCCAACCCCCUUUGCGCUCGCGUCUAGACCCUACAUAGGCGAAACCGAUCUCGCCGCGAGGUCUUUAGACGACAAGGUCGAGCGGAGCAGGGGUUUGUCUGCGUUAGUGGGUAUCGCCGGUACCAUGCCAACAGUCGCGCUGAGCGUUGGAAAUCAGCUUCAGUCCUGUGUACCUCUCCUCACCUUGAAACGACUCUCGGAGCACUCCCCGUGUCGGGGUCUCGGAGGGUAG
Messenger RNA from Coniophora puteana RWD-64-598 SS2, 414 nucleotides. RefSeq lists its product as uncharacterized. The record is from RefSeq and is a predicted model, not a curated record. Lineage: Eukaryota; Fungi; Basidiomycota; Agaricomycetes; Boletales; Coniophoraceae. The transcript has 4 exons. The coding region runs from base 1 to 414 and encodes 137 amino acids.